AACAUCAUAAAAUGUAUGCAUAAUUAUUUUCUAUUAGAGCAUGUGUCCUUUUCAUGAAGACAUUAAAAUAUUUCGCAGUAUUAUUACUAUAAAAAUAGGAUCUAAUAUAUAAAUUUAGCCCUUUAUUUGUGAACCUUUUCGUCUCCCUAAUUUAUUUUUUCAUUUUCCCUACCAAAAAUUAUUUGUCAAAGAAUAUCUUUUGAAGCAUAGCACGUGAGCUCAAACUCCAAGGUAAAAUUUAGAUACUUCAACUAUACAAAAGUGCCAGUUCUUUGGGCCCCUCCCUUUUUACUGCAUCACAAUGUAUAGCUUCUUCAAUAGGAUCUCGCCAGCAUAGAACAUAAGUAGAAUUACCACAGAGCCCAGAAUUGAUAUCACUCACUGGCCUGCAGGCAGGAGUCAUGAGUCACCUGCUCAGAACUGAAAGUGCCUCAGAACCCAGGAAAUCCACAAAGAAAACCCAGUCGCAGCUCCAUUUCAGUAAUCGAGCAGGAGAUCACCUGCUGGAAUUUAGCUUUCAACAUGCUUCCCAGAAGCAUCUCAAGAUCAGCAGGCAGGGCUACUGCAAAAAUUUUUCAUCACCUCCAGAGAAGCUCAUUUCUGGGAUUCUGGGCAUCAUCUGGUUUGCCUUAUUGAUCACUCUGGUGUUCUCAACAAGAAUUGUUUCUUCAUAUACUGAACAGAAGAAGCAGAUCCACUCCCUCCUGAAUAGAACCCAGAAAGCACGACCUUGUACUCGUUGCCCAGAUGAUUGGAUGUCAUAUUCUCACAACUGUUAUUACAUUAGUGUGGAGAGAAAAUCUUGGAAUGAUGGUUUGACGUCCUGCGUUUCCAAAAACUGUAGCCUGCUUCACAUAGAUAGUGAAGAGGAGCAGGCUUUUCUGCAGUCCUUUUCAUUGGUCUCAUGGACUGGAUUCUUUCGAAAGAGCAGAAGUCAGCCCUGGGUUUGGGAAAAUGGCUCAACUUUCAAACCAAAGAUAACAGAGAUGCUGCAUGAUGAAUAUAACUGUAUCAUGAUGUCAACUUCUGGUCUCACGGCAGAAAACUGUACAACUUUACAUCCAUAUGUUUGUAAGUGCAAAUUCACCAACUGAAACACCUGCAUUUGAAGUCUGCCAGAUACAUGUUAAAGAAUUUUUCUCAACCAUCUUGUCAAGUAUCAUCGAAAUUAAGAUCCAACCAUGAAACUUCAAAGAAUUUCUACUGACUGGGUCCUGUACCCUGCGCAGAUUGAUUUUCUUCAGUCUUGGAUUCUCUGUGUAGAUGAACAGUUUAAUUGACAUGUUUCUCUAAAUCUUUAAAAUAUUCAACCACUGAUCUACACUCCAAGGCACUAACAAAUGAGCUUGGAAUUCAGAAUGGAAGGACAUACAAGCACAAAACAAAACUUUAUAAAAUUGCAACUCAACAUGAAAAGAUCCUACCUCUUAUAGCAAUUUUACAUCAAAAGAACAAUGUCAGGUAUAGCAAGAUGGGUGGCAUUGUUGUAAUAUCCAGAUCUCUGCAAUCCACAGUCUUUCUCCUUGAGUUACCCAAAGUGCUAUGAGGGUACUUCUUGACACAUAUGCACUCCUACCAUAUUCUAUUGCUUCAGAAAAAGAAACACAGUAUAUGUGUUUGGGCAACCAAGUACCUUUCUAACUGUACUAUUCUAUCAAGAUGUCUAUACUCUGCUGCCCAUUUCCUAUAAAGCUACUAGGACACAUCAGAAUCCAAGGAGUACCUGAACCCAGCCUCCACCCUGAAACAGUGAUCUGAUCCUUAGUAGAAGACCAAUAAAUCCACAAUUGAACCUGGGGCCUCUAGGCAGCCUGUAUGAUCCUCAUCUGUGGACAACUUUGGCCUUGCCAUUAUAGAAAUGGCUAAGAAUGUUUCCCAGAAAACAUUGCUUUAGAUCAAUAAUUGCAGUGGGAACCAUAUGCACUCAAUGUCCACUAAGAAAUAGUUGUUCAGUCUUUGAAGCCCACCAGUUCCUUAAGCAUAACAUUUGACUUUCUGUCAAAAUUAUUCUUAGGAACUCAAGCUCAACUAAAACCUUGUCACAUCAGCUUUUAAAUGAUCUGAAAAUAACCUUUCCCCUCCUGCCCAUUAUGCCACCCCACCUUCAUAUCAAAUUUCCAUGAUGAAUCAGAGGGUGUCUCUUGCAUGUCUUUGUAAUCAUCACCACAGCUAGGGAUCAUAUUCCAUCCCACAAAGGUAAGUAUUAUCCUUUUGGAAUUGUCUUCAUAGACACACAAUUCUAAGAUAGUUUAACCUCAGCUGUGUUUUAUUAACUAUACAAUGAGCAUGCUUCCAUCUAUUUGGGUUCUGUUAAAUCUUUUUGGGCAUCAAUUUGUUGCAUAAAUUUUCCUCAGAAGACACACAGAAAUGCCUAUUUAUUCAAGAAUUCAUAUGAAGAGACCAAAGAAACUUCUCAAAGGGGACAGAUGAGGCUGUUGAAUUCCCUGGAGCUGGACUUUCAGGCUAUUGUUAGCUGCCUGACAUGGGUGCUGCAAACUGAACCCAGGUCAUUUGUAAGAAUAAUGAAGUGUCCUUAAGCACUUCAGCCCUAGAUAAUUUCAUAAAUAAUCAACCUUUUAUGCAUAUUUUACACUUAUGAGCUUUCUACCAGUGUAUUUAGAAUGCUUUGAGAGUUGAUUUAAUUAAAAUCUAUAUGUCUCCCUUUUCUAUCAUAAUUCGGAUGCUUAGAAAAGUAAUUUGGCUGAAAAAGUACAUAUUAAAUAAUGAAGAAAUAAAAAUUAAAAAGAUAAAA
Messenger RNA from Rattus norvegicus (Norway rat), 2752 nucleotides. It is a transcript of the gene Klrc3, whose product is annotated as killer cell lectin like receptor C3. Gene Ontology annotation, cellular component: plasma membrane. The transcript is spliced from 7 exons. Gene Ontology annotation, molecular function: carbohydrate binding. Lineage: Eukaryota; Metazoa; Chordata; Mammalia; Rodentia; Muridae. The record is from RefSeq and is marked validated. Bases 402 to 1094 code for a protein of 230 amino acids.